Molecule: messenger RNA, 2453 nt
Organism: Nylanderia fulva
Lineage: Eukaryota; Metazoa; Arthropoda; Insecta; Hymenoptera; Formicidae
Product: facilitated trehalose transporter Tret1
Biological process (GO): transmembrane transport
Cellular component (GO): membrane
Molecular function (GO): transmembrane transporter activity
Source: RefSeq, a predicted model, not a curated record
GUUUUCAGAUACUCAGGACUCAGUCGCCCACCGACCGCGGCGUCGAACAGAGGAAGCGGGUUCGUUUGCUGAUCGAUCCCGGAUAGCGUCGCGUCAACUCUUUUUUUCCACGAGGAAAAGCCACGGAAAAGCGAGGGAAAGAGAAGUUCUUCACCUUUUCGACUGUUUCGGUUUAGCUGUUCUUCGCUCUAGUUCCUUGACCUUUACGAACAGUCACAGUGCACCCGGCAGGAGAUCGAUUCUCGGAGCAGGAGGAAGCUUGGCGAGGCUAAAAAAUGUUGGCUAGUCAGGACAAUAUUGAGCAGAGUUGAUGAAGACCUAUUCCUGGAGAAACACUUAAUUGAUUAAUAAGAGGAAAGAGAGGACACAGGAAACAUAUCGCUCGUUGAUCAAUAAUAAUUUGAGGGUGAGGCAAGAAAAACAAUGGAUCCUUACUCAUUAAGCGUGGAGCGAGAGGCUUCGAAGAAUAUCGAGGAAAACGAGCGAGAGUGCUUCAAAGAUGCGAUCGUUUCAAGCAGAAGCCUCAACAAAGGUUUCGUCGAGCCGACGAAUCUUAAAAAUGCCAUUCGAGAGAUUGUCGCGUGCAUCGUCGCGGCAUCUUUCCACAUAGCAGUGGGUCUUACUAUGGCAUAUUCAGCAACUCUCAUUCCUCAUCUCGAGAAGAAAGAUGCGGAGCUGUAUGCCACGAGAGAGCAGACUUCCUGGAUAGCCAGCCUGGUCGUGAUUUGCGCGCCUUUUGGCGCCCUGUUGGGAGGCUUCCUGAUGGAGACGAUGGGUCGAUUGAGGACCCUGCAGAUCGGCGCGAUUCCCAGCGUAAUCGGCUGGGUGCUUAUUGCCUGUUCGACGAACAUACCGAUGUUGCUGGUCGGUCGUUUGCUGUCCGGGAUGUCAACCGCCCUGGCAACCUCGCCGGCGAUUGUCUACAUCACCGAGGUGGCCAGACCGGAACUACGUGGUUCAUUGAUCUCGUUCGGACCGACGCUGGCAUCGUUCGGGAUGUUAUUGUCUUACUUAAAGGGUGCUUACCUAGAUUGGCGACUAGUUGCCUGGCUCAGCAUCAUCUACUCGAUUGUGCCGAUUAUUAUGGUGCAAUUCUGGGUGCCGGAAUCGCCCGUCUGGCUCGUCUCGAAAGGGCGCAUCGAUGAUGCCAAAAAGUCCCUGGAAUGGCUUUACAAGAACGAGACGUCGCAAGGCAAAAUGUCAGUGGUCGAGGCACAAUUUACCACUAUUAUGAAAGAGAAUGAAAUUAAAUUGAAUGAGCAACGGCGGAGUAAACAUGGCAAUGCGUCGAAUAAAUUGCGAGGAUUUUUAAAACCGACCGGAUGGAAACCAAUGGCGAUACUCUUCUUGCUAUUUUCAUUUCAGCAGUUCUCCGGAAUUUAUAUUACAUUGUUUUAUGCAGUGACUUGGUUUCAGGAAGUGGACGCGGGUGUGAACGAAUAUUUGGCAUCGAUUUUGGUGGGCCUGACGCGUUUUCUCUGCUCUAUGGUGAACACUUGGCUAUUAAGACGAUACAAGAGACGACCGUUGUGUAUAAUUUCAUCCUUCGGGAUGGCGAUAUGCAUGAUUGUUUCCGGUUAUUUCUCGUUGAACAUCAAAAAUGGCGAUCGCAGCGGUUAUUGGGUGCCGGUGCUCUGUCUGUUACUUUACGUGUGCACGUCGAUGGUCGGGAUGCUGACUAUUCCCUGGACCAUGACGGCGGAAUUGUUCCCGACCGAAAUCCGCGGGAUCGCUCAUUCCAUUAGUUAUUCCAUGGCAAACGUGCUCAUGUUCGCCGCGUUGCAGAGCUAUCGAAGUUUGCAAGCUUUCCUGGGAGGAUCAUAUGCAGUACAAUGGUUUUUCGCCGCUGUUUCCGUCGGCGCGGCUGUCUUUGUAUGGUUGAUGCUGCCGGAGACGCAUGGGAAGAAGCUGUCAGAGAUCGAGGAGUACUUUCACAAUAAUUUCCUGGCCUUGGGAGCAGAGACGAACAAGAAAAAGCAACGAGCUAAGAGAAGAGCCCAGGAAAAGACAAAAUCGCCGGCGACCGAGCCGCUCAACCCGAAAACCGUGCAAAACGUUUAAGAUCUUUUACCCCUCUUUCCUUUUCGCGAUCUACGAAUUUUGUAUAUUAAUACAGAGUUCGAGCGGUCUUAUAGAGAAAGUGACCAAAGUAUUAUAUAUCCGUGCUAGUAGCCUCGAUUCUUAUACACGACCAAUUUUUAAUCACGUUGCUGUGCAUUGAACUGUGCGCACGGGAUAUAUUUUAUGAUCGCGUAUAAAAUGCAGGUCAUUUUGAUACUAAUGAUAGUAGAAUUCAAUGUUCGAUGUGAGUCGCAUUUAGCAAAAAAUAUCCGGCGAGAAUGUUCGGAAAAAUAUUUUAUAGAAGAACGAGAAGUAAAGAAUGAAGUGUGAGAAGUAAUACAUUUUUUGCUUUUAAUAUAUUUUCUUAUAAUGUAUUUAAUAUUUAUUUUAUU